AUGGACCACAUGGACCACAUGGACCCACAGGGACCCACAUGGACCACAUGGACCCACCUGGACCCACAGGGACCCACAGGGACCCACAGGGACCACAUGGACUCACAGGGACCACAUGGACCCACAUGGACUCACAUGGACCCACCUGGACCCACAGGGACCACAUGGACUCACAGGGACCCACAUGGACCACAUGGACUCACAGGGACCCACCUGGACUCACAUGGACCCACCUGGACCCACAGGGACCCACAGGGACCCACAGGGACCCACAGGGACCCACAGGGACCCACAGGGACCACAUGGACUCACAGGGACCACAUGGACCCACAUGGACUCACAUGGACCCACCUGGACCCACAGGGACCACAUGGACUCACAGGGACCCACAUGGACCCACAUGGACCACAUGGACUCACAGGGACCCACAUGGACUCACAUGGACUCACCUGGACCCACAGGGACCCACAUGGACCACAGGGACCACAUGGACUCAUAUGGACCACAGGGACCCACAUGGACUCACAGGGACCCACCUGGACUCACAUGGACCCACAGGGACCCACAUGGACCCACAUGGACCCACAGGGACCUGAGGUGCCUGUCAGAGGGGCGCUGGAGUCCGGUCCCGCCCUCCAGCAGGUGACUCUGAGGGAUCAGUCUGCUGUUUAUUCAUGGAGGAAGAGGAGGAGCCACAGCAGGGGGCCCCGCCAUUGGUCCUGGGGGUCAGCUGGGCGGCGGCCGAGCGUUGCAGCCUCCAGUGUGUUGAUGUGUAAAGUUGAACAUGUUAGAUAUGACAGGUGUGUUCCCCAGGUGUGUUCCCCAGGUGUGUCCCCCAGGUGUGUCCCCCAGGUGUGUCCCCCAGGUGAAGCCGUGUCUGUAGACGUUUGGUGUUUCUGUGUCAACGUGUCCUUGAGGAACUACACGAUGCUAAUGUUGAGUAGCCCUAGCUAACGGUGUUUAUGACCAUGACAUGUGUGUUUAGCGGUAGAAACAUGAAUAAGUGUUCACUGUGGUUCUGUGGUCCAGAGGCCCCGCCCCCUCCACUCCCUGUCUCAGUGACCAAUGCAAUAUUUAUGUCCGUGAUGCGUCUGCACAUAUAUAUAUGGUCAUAGUUUGUGUAUUUAAUGUCGUCUGUUGGUCUCACGCUGAGCUAGUCUGCUAAAGCUAACGAGCAGCUGGUGCAUUCUGGGAGAUGGAGGCGUGGCUCUGGGCCCGGCGGUUCUGGUAAAGUGAUAGUUAGGCUUCACCUCGUUAUGCACAUGUUUUUUAAACACUAAUAUAUUUUAUUUGUUAUACAGCACAUGAACAUUAAACUUUAUUUUUUUGAACUCUA
Molecule: messenger RNA, 1336 nt
Organism: Pseudoliparis swirei
Lineage: Eukaryota; Metazoa; Chordata; Actinopteri; Perciformes; Liparidae
Product: protein LIAT1-like
Exons: 2
Coding region: 1-954 (317 amino acids)
Source: RefSeq, a predicted model, not a curated record